Molecule: messenger RNA, 6501 nt
Organism: Penicillium longicatenatum
Lineage: Eukaryota; Fungi; Ascomycota; Eurotiomycetes; Eurotiales; Aspergillaceae
Product: putative ubiquitin-protein ligase E3 component (UBR1)
Exons: 2
Coding region: 1-6501 (2166 amino acids)
Biological process (GO): ubiquitin-dependent protein catabolic process via the N-end rule pathway; protein ubiquitination
Cellular component (GO): ubiquitin ligase complex; cytoplasm
Molecular function (GO): ubiquitin protein ligase activity; zinc ion binding
Source: RefSeq, a predicted model, not a curated record
AUGCUUAUGCUCACAGAAUGUGAGAAAGUCCUUGGCGAUGGCCUUCUACGAUUACCAGCCCAGCACAACUACCGAUACAGCCCACAGGCGGAGAGAGACCUACUAGAGCUGCUCUUUCGAUCGCUCGUGGGGCACAACGAGGAGCUGAUACACCACCUGUUCCCCGAAGGUGUGCCUACUGGAGCAUGGAAACUUGCUGAAGCUCAGGGAGCUCGAGAGGGUGCAGAAUACACAGAAGCAGCGCGAGGAAAACGCUGCGGUCACAUCUUCCGCGCCGGAGAGGCGACUUACCGAUGUAUAACGUGUGCUGCGGACGAAACCUGCGUGUUGUGUAGCAGAUGCUUCGAUGCAUCUGACCACACGGGACACCAGUACCAGAUUUCUCUAUCCUCUGGCAACUGCGGUUGCUGUGACUGCGGCGAUGAUGAAGCCUGGCGACUACCUCUGUUCUGCGCGAUCCAUACCGAUAGUGGUAAUGUCAAGGGCAAAGAGCGUGCUCAGCGGCAGCUGCCUGCAGACUUAGUAUCUUCUAUUCGCCUUACCAUUUCGCGUGUCUUAGAUUAUUUCUGCGAUGUUAUUUCUUGUUCGCCGGAGCAGCUACGUCUGCCCAAGACCAUCGAAGGUAUCAAGCAGGAUGAAGAGGCAUCGCGACUGUGCCCUGACUGGUCAGACGCGGGCGAUCAAGCAGAGGAGGAGCCUGAAUACUCGCUCUUGCUGUGGAAUGACGAGAAACACACUAUCCGAGAUGUAGCUCAUCAAGUGACCCGUGCUUGCCGUGAAAGGGAUAGCUUUGGUGUUGCACGAGCCCAUGAGACGAACGACAUGGGUCGAAGUGUUAUCAAGCAUUCGAAAGAUCUGCAGAGAUUGCUAGCUGUGUCGAAGAUUAUUGAGGAGAUCAAGGUCACUGUCACCAUUCGGUCUGCACGCGACACAUUCAGAGAGCAAAUGUGUGCAACGCUCGUUGAAUGGUUGGCAGAUAUCGCGGGAUGCAGUAUACUCGAGGAUAAUGAAAUUUUCCGCCAAAUCAUCUGUGAAGAGCUCCUUGUUCCCUGGAGGAAAGGCAGUGGAGGUUACAAUGCGGAUAUUGGUAUGAAGGGAAUUGACGACCAUGAAAGGGCGGAGCACUUAGGUGGCCGCACCUUCAUGCUCAGCCUUCCCACUCAUGGCAAUCUAGUUCUGCGAACCGAUGACGAUGAUGAAGAUGAAGAUGACGAGGAUGCUAUUGAUCAGACAAACGAGGUCGACGAGGAUGAGGAUUAUGGAGAAGCCCAUGACGAUGCCGAUGACGAAGAUGAUGACAUGGAUAUGGAACUCACCCGCCUGCAAGCUGAGGCUGAUGGGGACGGUGACGAGGACAUGGAAAUGGACAUGGGUGCUGGAGGAGACCAGUUCGGACCAGACGAGCUUGCCUUAGCCCACCGUAUCCUAGCGGGCCUAACUGGCUUGCGGCAGCCACCACCUGAGCCCACAGCCGAAGAAACAGAGGAAGAGGAGCAGCCGCCACAUGAUCAGUCCAAUUCAACUCCUUCCCGUGAGAUGGAUGAUCAGACACCCGACCCCAAUAGCUUCGUUUCCAUCCCACGAACCCCUUCAGGUGUGGUCAAACCAAAGCCAGGAAGAACAGAAGGGCACUGGCAAGUCCGGCCUCCCCUUCCGGCUGCUGGCGAGAAAGUUGCAGCGUAUGAAGAUCUGUGGCAGCGGACUCGUCUGGAUUGGUUGAUUCUCUUUGAUCUGAGACUCUGGAAGAAGACUCGCACUGAUCUGCGAGACUUGUAUAUCAGCACCGUUGUCAACGUGCCCCAGUUCAAGCGCAUCAUGGGUCUCCGCUUGUCUGCCCUAUACACGGCCCUAGCUCAGCUUUACUUGGUUGCAGACCGUGAACCUGACCAUUCCAUUGUCAACCUCACUUUGCAACUUCUGACCACUCCCUCCAUCACCGAGGAGAUUGUGCUCCGUGGAAACUUCCUUACUAAAGUCAUGUCCAUUCUAUAUACUUUCCUGACGACAAGACAGGUCGGAGAGCCGCAAGCUGUCAAUCCAAAUGCCACUCUAGCAUUCGAUGCAGGCUCGGUAACCAACAGACGCUUGUAUCACUUCUUCCUUGAUCUCCGCUAUCUGCUCCAAUCCGAAUACGUGCAGCAUCGUGUGCGGACGGAAGAGCAAUACCUGCCUCAGUUCUUGGAUCUUGUGAAGCUCUCUCAGGGUAUCUGUCCGAAUGUUCGCGCCGUCGGUGAGCAUGUAGAGUAUGAAACGGAUGCUUGGAUCAGUGCUUCUAUUCUCAUGCGCGAGAUAAAUCGUCUCUGUCGACAGUUCUGUGAAGCGUUCAGAAAUCCUGAAAUUGAUAAUGGACAGAAUCUUCUGCGGGCAAUCAAGACCACAACAAUCACCGCGAUUAUACAUUCUGCAGGCGUGGAGCGCAAGCGCUUUGAUCAGGCCGAGAUCAAAGAAGAGGUUCGAUUCAAGACAUUGUACCCAUUUGACUUCGAGGUCGGUUCUUCUGGCCAGAUUCCUUGCCACCGUGUAGUGGAAUUUGUCGUUGAAAAAGGCUCCAUCAGUUUCCACCAUGCUCUCCACUAUACUCUGUCAUGGCUCAUUGAGUGUGGUCGUGAUGUAAGCAGCGACGUUCUGCGCAAAGUCCUCUUCGAUGCUGCUAUGGAUGCCAGAAAUGAGCUCCAUGCUGCCAAAGAAGCCGAUAACAAGAAUAUUGAUGAUACUCUUUUGGCUCUUGGACCUGAAGAUUUGCUGUUGACCAUGUUCGAUUACCCUCUGAGAGUGUGUGCUUGGCUUGCGCAGAUGAAGGCUGGCAUGUGGGUUCGCAAUGGCCUUAGUCUUCGGCACCAGAUGUCCCAAUAUCGCGGAGUUUCCUCCCGCGAUUUCGCCUACUACCGAGACAUCUUCCUUCUGCAGACUGCUCUGGUGACAUGUGACCCGAGCAGGGUUCUUGCUUCCAUCGCGCAUCGAUUCGGAGUGGUUGAUUGGAUGGCUCGCAACUACAUGCCUCGUGCUGGUUAUGAGGAUUCUCAGAUUGUUGAUGUCGCCGAAGAAUUUGUCCACCUGCUGGUCAUUUUGUUGACCGAUCGCACCUCCUUGACGGCGAUUGAUGACAGCGCUCAUAUGACCAAAGAGAACAUUAGCCGAGACAUUGCUCACGUUCUGUGCUUCAAGCCGCUCUCAUUCUCCGAUCUCUCAACCCGCCUGAGCGACAAACUUCUUGAAUCGGACGAGUUCCAAGAUGUGCUGGAAGAGGUCGCAAACUUCCGUCCUCCCGAGGGCUUGAGUGACUCUGGUACAUUUGAGUUGAAACCGGAGUACCUUGAUCUUGUGGACCCGUACAGUGCACACUACACCAAGAACCAGCGAGAUGAGGCAGAGAAUAUAUACAGGGAGUGGAUGGCUAAGAAGACAGGAAAGAAGGCCAUUGACAUUGUCUAUGAGCCGAAGCUUCGAACCAUUAGCUCUGGCGUCUUCUCUGAUCUGGCAGGUUUCACCGGAACAAUGCUGUUUGCGCAGCUUGUCCACCAGUGCCUUGAAUAUGUUAUCUUCUGCAAAGAGUGCACUCCAUCAAUUCCGCCUACUCGCGUGGAAACUUUCCUUCAGGUGAUCCUGCAUCUCAUUCUUGCUGCGGUUCUCGAGGAUGAGACUCAAGACGAUAGUCCGGAAGCCGAGCAAGAGAGGUCUUUCAACCUACAUGCCCUUUCUAAAUCCAGGGAAAUCAAGGCUGGUAACUUGACUAUAGUUGGUCUUUUGGAAAGGAUAUCGGUGACAAACGAAUUCGUUUCAUGUGGACCUAAGAUUCGUCAUAUUCUCAAGCGCCUGUGGCAAAAGCGUCCCCGCACCUACACUUCUGCGACCGCUUCUCUCAAAUUCCCAUUUGAUCGUAUUGAUACAAACUCACCCGCGAUCGAUAUUGACAACGAGAAGGAACUUAAGAAGAAGCAGGCUGUGGAGAGACAGGCGCGAGUGAUGGCUCAAUUCCAACAGCAGCAACAAAACUUCUUGAACAGUCAAGGUGAUAUUGACUGGGGUGAAGAAGAUUUCAGUGACCUGGGAUCCGAGACUGAAGCUGCACCUGAAACAAAGGUCUGGAAAUACCCCAGUGGAACCUGCAUCUUGUGUCAGGAGGAGACAAACGACUCGAGACUCUAUGGCACAUUCGCAUUGCUGCAGGACAGCACGAUUCUAAGACAGACCGACAUCAGAGACCCUGAUCGAAUCCGCGAGGCCAUCAGAACACCCUGCAGCUUGGAUAGAUCUGCUGAAGAAAUCCGUCCUUUUGGUGUAUCUGGAGAAAACCGAACCACAAUUCGUCGGCUGGAUUCAUCUGGUGGUGAAGUUAUCAGUGAAAAGGUUGGCCUCAGUAAGGGUUUCAACCCGAAGAGCACUUUGCGGGGACCAGUGACAACUGGUUGUGGACACAUUAUGCAUUACUCUUGCUUCGAGGUCUACUAUGCGGCCACACACAGACGGCAUAGCCAACAAAUUGCUCGGAACCACCCCGAGAACACCGGACUCAAGGAGUUUGUGUGCCCUCUGUGCAAAGCUCUAGGUAAUGCAUUCCUGCCAAUCACCUGGAAGGGUAAGGAGGAGUCCUACCCUGGUGCAUUGAGCACAUCCUCCUCUUUCGAGGACUUCAUGAACACAGGCCUCAAGAACUCUUUGAACCAGUCGCAAAAUUUCCCUGUGCUCAUGGUUGAGAAGGACAAGGGGUAUCCGCAAUCUUAUACUGAUUUGUUCGUCGACUAUCUCUCGAAAUCGAUGGUUCCUCCGCUGGCUUCCAAGGUCGCCCAGCUCAUAAUACCCUCUUCAAUCCCGGCAAUCACCCAAUCAGCGCCCGGACAAUUCAUUUCGAAUAACGUGCGGAUCGAUAUGCCUGGUCUCUUCCCUGGCUCCGAAGAAAUCUCCCCAUCAAGUCCUCUUCAGCAAGCUUCCAACCCGCAUAGUCCAAUGACUGAACUAUUUCAGAUCUAUAAGCGUCUGAAGAAGACCAUCAAAAUGAAUCACAUCAACUCCAUCUUCAACAACAGCCCUGAUACGAUCAACAAUGAUGACCUCGUUCACACGGACUCUCUGAUUCGAAGCUUCGGUUUCAGUAUUGCCGCGGUCGAGAUCGCUCAACGUGGUAUUGACUCGGAACCUGGGUCUACCCUGCUAGACAAGAUUCCACCAUUGACAUUGACACAUCUCCGUGUCUUGGCUGAGACCGCGCUUACAUACGCUGCUGUUGGAAUUGUUUCUGCGCGCAACAAUACGAAGAGCCGCCCAGCUCUAGAAUUCCAGGAGAUGCAUCGGCAGAAGAUCUGUCAGUUGCUCGUCGGGCAUCCCUGCCUGAGCGGCACGCCACUGCUGAACGAUGUUCGGAACAUUGAGCCUCUGCUUGCCAUGGAUACUUUUGUGUUCCUCGCAGAGUGCUCGCUCUCCCUACUGCCAGUUUUCAACAUUGAUAUGCGACAUCUGAUUCAGAUGUGCUACGUGGCUGAGAUUGUCAAGGUCGCUGUUACAUUCAUCCUUUGGCCACUAGGUCUGAAGGAAGAGGUCGCCAUUCAAGGAGAGGACAGUUUCACCGAUGAUGACCUUUCAACUGCCCGGUACGAUGUGACGAAACAUUUCUUUGAAUCAGUUGUCUCUGAGCUCAGGGCCAACUCCGUCGGUCGCGCCGAGGGAUCCUCGUGGCCUGCAGCAAGCGGUUUCGUUAAGGAUGGAGAGGAGUCAGCAACUCCCGGCAUCAUCAUUGCUCUGCGCCGUCUCGUUUCAAGCUACGCUCUUACCUUCCUGCGCAAGACUGUUAUCCUUCUGAAUGUUCAGCACGGUGUCGAUUUCCCUAACACCGGUUUCACUGACGUUGCCUCGUCCGAAUUGGACAGACUCACCAAGGCUCUUCAUUUACCUUCCCUUGACGAGAUCUUGAUGACCAUUAAUCCAGCACGAACAAGCAGCAGUCCAUUCGAUGCUAUCAUUUCCGGAUGGAUCUUCCACUGGAAUGCCUCGCGCUCGGGCAUUCGCUUCGAGGAUCACCGCCUGUGGCCCAGUCUUCCACACCCAGCCAUCUUCGAACUUGUUGGCUUGCCCAAAUACUUUGACAGCCUGAUCGAAGAGGCAAACAGGCGCCGCUGCCCCAGUUCCAAGAAGGAGCUCAGUGACCCAAGUAUCUGUCUCUUCUGCGGUGAUAUCUUUUGCUCUCAGGCAGUAUGCUGCAUGCAUAACAAGCUGGGUGGCUGCAACCAACAUGUUCAAAAAUGCGGAAAGAAUAUCGGUCUCUUCAUAAACAUCCGCAAGUGCACAGUUCUUUACCUCCACAAUCAAAACGGAUCUUGGCACUAUGCUCCUUAUCUCGACCGCCACGGCGAGGUAGACCCCGGUCUUCGACGCAAUCGCCAAUUGAUUCUGAACCAAAAGCGUUACGACCGGCUCUUGCGCGACGUGUGGCUGUCUCACUCAAUCCCCGCAACCAUCAGCCGCAAACUAGAGUCCGAGAUUAACAAUGGUGGAUGGGAAACGAUAUAA